CUCAUCUCUGGAAGUCCCCGGAUGUUGGGGUUUGCAGCGGUACUUUCCAAUUAGAGCACCAGUUGCAAGACGGAGGUGACAAAUCUCUGCCGAAAAUACACAUUUUUCUCCUAAAUUUUUCGUUUUCUCCGAGGAAUUCUCCGCAGAUAUAGUUCAAGCACGAUGAAGACACUACUGCUGAUCGCCCUGCUGUGUGUGAUGGUGAACUGUCUCCUAGCACAGGAAGACACUGAGGGAAAACGUCGCAGAGGCAAGAAGGGUCCCCAGGAGGGCUGCAGUGGCUGGACCUGGCAGCCGUGCGUGCCUGCUGAAGGGGACUGUGGGCUGGGACAGCGCCAGGGGACUCAGGAGGGGCCUAACUGUAAAAUACUCAGCAAGACCAUCAAGUGUCGCAUCCCGUGUGGCAGGCGCAAGGAGUAUGGAGACUGCCGCUACCGCCGUGCACCAUGGGAAGAGUGUGAUGCGGACACCAACAUGGAGUCUCGCACGCUGGAGCUGAAGCGGGCGGUCAAGGGCGCGACCUGCGAGUCAGAGGUCGUACAGACACGGGUGUGCAAGGGAGCCUGCAAGUAUCAAAAGAAGGAAGCAACAGACUGUAACGAGGAAAGCAACACCUUCACCGUCACCAAGCAGCUGAAGGAGGGAGACCCCACCCUCUGCCAACAGGAGAUCGUCAAGACCAAGAGAUGUAAGGACAAGAUGGUGGGAGACGGAGAGGCCGUGACUGGGAAGGCUGCAAAAAAGGCAGCGAAAAAGGCUGCCCGCAAGGAGGCACGCAAGGCAGCAAGGAAGGAGAAAAGAGCCAAGAAGCCAGAAAUUAACGGGGAAGCUGCAACUCCCAAGGGGCCGUGCCAGUACGGUGCCUGGAGUGAGUUCGGGGAGUGUGUGGACAACAAGCAGACCAGGACCCGCCCCAUCAUGUCGGGAGCCGAGAAGCGCAGGUGCCAACAGAGGGCCACUCAAGUCCGCAACUGCUAGUCAGCUGUUGCCUGCUCACUGUUGUAAUCUCCAAGCAGAUCAGAUUUUGGCAACGACAGUAUAUAUCCAUGGGCUGAAACAAUUUACAUUGGUCAAUGAGUCUACAACUACUCUAACUGCAUUUAAGUUCACAAGGAUUUGAUUUCGCCAUUAAGAGAAAGUGAAGUGUUUGCGGUAGUUUUGAGUUUGUGAUAGCACUGUAUUUACAUACUGUACAAUUAAGGAAACUCUGGUGCCUUUACGGACAGCCAGAAGACAAAAAAAAAUUUUUGCUGUAGUUUUCGCAGUGAAGUGGUCACGGCAAAAACUGCAAGCAUAAAACUAUCGCAAACAUUUCUACAUUCUCAGUACUUGGCAAAAGCAGUUUAAUUUGAUAACAAUUGGAUUUUGAUACUCUUUGUAUCUUUCAACUGAAGGCAUGCAGUUAUCCUGUUGGCCAAUGUAUACUGUUUUGGGCCAUGGAUACUGUUUUUGCAAUGGAUGAUCUACUUGGGGAUUACUAUGUUGCAGAAGUUGUCAUCUAGACUGGCGUUUAACAGAUAGUAACAGCUUAAGUACAAGGGAUCAACAGCUAGAGAAGUGUGCUUAAGAUUGAUACAAUUUGAAAGCAGUUUCUGUAAAAAGCAUUGUAUGUGCCGUUAGCUCAGUUGUUUUUGUAAAGUACAGUGUUAAAGAGGGGUUGAAUUCUGUCACGUUUUAGUUAUGGUUUUAGUGGUCCUUUAUCUCAAGAAUUGGAGUUUGUCAGGCACCAUGCAGUACUAACUGAAGAACCUAGUUGAUUUUUAUGUCUUCUUAAUCGUUCUUAGACUAAGCAAGGAAGUUAGGUAAGGACUAAGCUACAGUUGUCAAGGUUUCUUUCACUAUAUAUUAUAUUAUUGUGUUUUAUUAGAACCAGGAUGAUAGCCAGUGAGAAUAGUUGUUUGGACAAAAAAUUGUGUCAGAGAUUUAGAAAUGACUUGUUGUUUUAAGACUUGAAAAUGGUCAUCUGCACCAGGACAAUUGCCAAAAGGAAGUUAAGGCAUGUGUUGUUGUCAUACACGAAAAUUGUCUUUUGAACCACAAUAAUAACUAUAAGUAAUCAUGGUAGCUAGAAAUAAGUUGUUGUGACAAAAAGAUGGCCAGUAAAAAAGUAACCAAGUUGAUGUCAAUUAUUCAGAUGUAGUCUCAGUAAAAGGUUGUUGUUGCAACACUUUGUUCCUGUAAUAAUCUUUUAUGUGCAUAUUCCUACAUUUUUUCUAUACGUAAUAGAUUCAUUGAUUUGAUUUUAGCAGUUUGAACUAAAUUCUACAUUUUACGUGAAAUAAUAUGUAGUAUACUCAAGUAAAUGAGCAAAUAUUCAACACUAGGGAAGCUAUUAUUCAACACAUACUUAAAUACAAUUCAAUCUGUACAACUGGAUAAAAAAACGGAUAUUUACUUUCGGACGUUUCGAGUGACAAACGUAACACAUACUCAAGUACUUCACCAUUAAUGUGUACUCAGACAUGUAAAUUCGGUACAUAGAGAACACUGCAAAAGUUGAGUAAGCAUAUCCUAAGAGACAUUGGAAAAAAAAAAAUGUUGGUAAAUCAGCUUAAAAUUGACAUAGUAUUGGCUUUAGCUCUGAAACUACACAGGGUAACAUUAAUGCAUUUAAGUUUGCGGGGACUUACGUUCGUGGUAGUGGGAAAAUGGAGUGUUCACUGUGGUUUUAAGUUCGCGGUAGUGCCAUAUGCAUGAUACACUGUAGUCACAUACAAAUGUACUGUAGUGGAAAAAUGUUUGCGGUGGUUUUAAGUUCGUGGUGAAGUGGCCACCGCGAAUAGUGCGGACAUAAAACUACCUCAAACAUUUCUUCAUGUACAGUAUUUGGAAACAAAUUUAUUUGCUAGGCUUAGGUGUCGACUGUCAUAUAAAACAAGCACGUACUGUACACUACCAGAUGGUACAAUUUCUUUCGGAUGUGCGUUAGUGUUCAUUCAUACUGUUCAAAAGGUCUUGUUUGUAAAACAUUCUCAGUAUAAGUGAUGAUGCAUUGUAUAUUCUUCUAUGUCAACUCACACAACUAGAAUAUAGUGUAUCAGAAUGUA
Molecule: messenger RNA, 3047 nt
Organism: Branchiostoma floridae (Florida lancelet)
Lineage: Eukaryota; Metazoa; Chordata; Leptocardii; Amphioxiformes; Branchiostomatidae
Product: pleiotrophin-A-like
Exons: 6
Coding region: 163-978 (271 amino acids)
Molecular function (GO): growth factor activity
Source: RefSeq, a predicted model, not a curated record